AUGUGCCAGAAAGAGUCGAAACUUCGCUUUACUGAGGACGAAUGGGCAGAUAACAACGCUUCAGCAGAGAUCCAGCAUCCUUCUGCCACUUCGGUACCAGCUUCGUCGUCGUCUCUGCUCCUUUCACCUGAUGUCCAAUCUCAGGCGAACAUUGGGGCAUCACUAGGUUCGGGCAUUCCUUUUGUUGAACCUCGAGAUGGCAUAGGCCUCCCAAGCCCUCUGUUGGCCUCAUCAGGAUCUGUGUUCUUGGAUACGCCGCCUCAAAGACCCAUUUCUUCCGUGGGGCUUGCCACCAGUCGCUUGCACGAUCAUGGUUUUGGAGGUCUGGCUGGAUUUGAUAGGUUUGGGGGUACCCCAACUGGUAAUGUAGCUGGUGCUACCACAACGAAUUCAGGUUUUUCGGGCGACUUAUUGGGAUUCAAUUCGUGGAUCAAAUCUUUGAAUUCCAACGAGCAGAUCGUCGCUGUGGAUCUUUUAUUGUCCGAUUUGAACCCAGAUGUCCUUGCCUAUGUCGAGGGAAAGUUUUCAUCCAACUCCAAUAAUCUAGGUAGUUUGAACUUACACUCUCAAAAUCAGCAGUCACAUCAACAGCAACAACAACAACAACAACAGCAGCAGCAGCUAAAUUGGGACUCAAGACCGCACUCAGCAGGCCCUCUCCAGCAGCCCUACCAACUCUUCUCCCCUGUGGCUGACCCAUCAUAUCUCCACAGGAGAGCUUUGCAGUUGCAGCUGCAAACUGAUUCUACACAUGGCCAUUAUGGACACUCUUCCAUAGGUCAUACCAUGAACUUUGACGAUUUGACCAAUCAAAAUGUACUCAAGAUGAACGCAUUGAAUACCAUCACCUCCAGAAGCACGUCUGAUCUCAAGAAGCCUUCUCCCCCCUUGCAUUCUGAUGAUGCACACGCUCGUGGAAGACUCCAUCAACGUCAGCAACAAUCUCAUGGGGUGUCAGCAUCUGUCCCCGCUGCACCAAGACCAGUCUCUGCUGUCAAUGUUAAUGGAACCCCCAUGGCCCAAUCAUCAACAACGAUGGCAUCAACUGCCUCUUCAGAUGAAGACAUUAAGAAAACAGAGUCCCUUCUCAAGUUAGCGUCACUCAACAGCGUGAAUCACCCUCAAGCUCCUCCAGCUCCUCCAAAAUCUCCCAUGCCUCCUGAUAUUACCACUCUUCAGUUACUCAAUAAUAUUCCAGCUUGGUUAAAAGCGCUCCGUCUACACAAGUAUACAGAGAUUUUGAAACACCUGUCCUGGAAGGUGAUGGUGACUCUCAAUGACGAAGAUCUUGCCCAGCUAGGCAUAGCUACCGUUGGUGCUCGCCGUAAGCUGCUCAAAGCUUUUGCCUUGGUUCGGGAAUGUCAGUUAUCAGGCGAGAUCGCCUAG
Molecule: messenger RNA, 1386 nt
Organism: Komagataella phaffii GS115
Lineage: Eukaryota; Fungi; Ascomycota; Pichiomycetes; Pichiales; Pichiaceae
Product: Protein VTS1
Exons: 1
Coding region: 1-1386 (461 amino acids)
Biological process (GO): nuclear-transcribed mRNA poly(A) tail shortening; regulation of mRNA stability
Cellular component (GO): P-body
Molecular function (GO): protein binding; translation repressor activity; mRNA binding
Source: RefSeq, a predicted model, not a curated record